This is a messenger RNA of Alosa alosa (allis shad), 821 nucleotides long. RefSeq names its product tripartite motif-containing protein 16-like. Lineage: Eukaryota; Metazoa; Chordata; Actinopteri; Clupeiformes; Clupeidae. The coding region runs from base 22 to 816 and encodes 264 amino acids. The transcript has 6 exons. The record is from RefSeq and is a predicted model, not a curated record.
UUUGCUUUCUCUGCAUGGUGGAUGAUCAUAAAGGCCAUGACACAGUGUCAGCCUCUGCUGGGAGAAAGGAGAAACAUGACACAUUUGGGUGAAACCCAGAAGAAUUUCAAACAGAGGAUCCUGGAGAAAGAGAAGGAGAUGCUGGAGCUGAGGAAGGCUGUGGAGACUCUCAAGAGUUCCGCAGAGACAGCAGUGGAGGACAGUGAAAGGAUCUUUACUGAGAUGAUCUGCUCCAUUGAGAGAAGGCGCUCUGAGGUGACAGAGCUGAUCAGAGCUCAGGAGAAGGCUGAGGUGAGUCGGGCUGAAGGACUCCUGAAGCAACUGGAGCAGGAGAUUGCUGAGCUGAAGAGGAGAGAUGCUGAGCUGGAGCAGCUUUCACACACAGAGGAUCACAUCUAUUUCCUCAAGACUUUCCAGUCCAUCAGUGACCCACCUGAGUCUACAGGCGUGUUACCCCACGUCAGUGUGAACCAAAACGUCUCUUUUGAGGCUGCAAAGAAAUCUGUCUCUUCACUGAAAGAGCAGUUGGAGACUUUUUGGACGGAGGAAUUCAUGAAAAUAUCUGCAGCAGUGACUGGUGUCCAGGCUAUUUUACAGACUGAACCAACAACCAGGGAGGGAUUUUUACAAUAUUCCUGUCACUUCACCCUGGAUUCAAACACAGCUAAUGGAAAAGGAGGGUGGAGGAGAGAGCUGAGCUCCAGUCAUAUCCUAAUCAUCCAGAGAGAUUUUAUAAGAGACCUCAGGUGCUGUGUAGAGAGGGUGUGUCUGGACGCUGCUACUGGGAGGUUGAGUGGAGUGUCCAUGUGUCUAUAGCAAUG